CGUGUUGUUAUCAGAUUGAUGGGCAGGGUUUGAUUGAAGCCCCUUUGUUAUGCAAAUGUCAGGCCCUUGAUGGAUGAGCUCAGAGAUGUGACAAACUUCAGGAGCCCCUCGCUCAUUGGGCUGGGGGCGAGCCACGUGGCCGCCUCCCCCUGCCCCCACCCCGGACCCGCCGAAGGCUCUGGGGUUCGAGGACCAGCGAUGCAUGGAAGGAAGUUUUACAGCUUUGACAUACUAUCUAAAGGUUGUAGGGCAGGCGGAAUCCCCCCAAAACAGGCUGACCCUCCUCCAUCAGUGGCAGAUGGACAAUACUAGGAUGAACUCCUUCUUAGAGUAUGCAAUUUGUAACCGCGGGACGGGCGCCUACCACCACUUAGAGCAAAGCUCCCCGUCCUUUCCCUCUUGCUCAGGUAGCCCCGCCACUGACACUUUUCACGGAGACGGCCGCUUCGGCGCGGGGGGGAGCGCGGCCGCGGCCGCCCAGCUGCAGCAGCAGGGUCCCGGCUUCGCCCCCGCCCCGGCGGGCCGCGCCGUGCCCUUCGCGGGCGCUGCCCCGGCCGCCGGGUACCCGGCCGCGACCUGCGGAGCCGGCUUCGGGCCUCCCCCGCUCUACCUCGGCGCGCAGGAGGCCGAUGCCGGGUACCUGCCGGCAGCCGGGUACGCGGCCAGCGUGGGGCCGCACCUCGGCUCGCUCGCGGAGGGCUACGGCGGGGCGGCGGCCGGGCACUAUCCGCAGCACCUUUACGGGCAGGAGCAGCCCAGCUUCUUGGCCGGCCUCUACGGCAGCCUGUCGCCCGCUCCAAGCGAGGACAAAGACCCCGCCUGCCCCUCCGAGCCGUGCUCCAGCGCCGGCACCACGCAGACCUUCGACUGGAUGAAAGUGAAGAGGAACCCGCCCAAGACAGCCAAAGUGUCGGAGUACGGGCUGCUGGGCCAGUCCAACACCAUCCGCACCAACUUCACCACCAAGCAGCUGACGGAGCUGGAGAAGGAGUUUCACUUUAACAAGUACCUCACCCGGGCCCGAAGGGUGGAGAUCGCCGCUACCCUUGAGCUCAACGAAACCCAGGUCAAGAUCUGGUUCCAGAAUAGGCGGAUGAAGCAGAAGAAGAGGGAAAAGGAGUGUUUUGCCCCGGCUGCUGCCUCUAGGUCUGCGAAGGAAGCGAGUGAAGCCUCGGAUCAGUCCAACUGCACCUCACCUGAGGCCUCCCCCAGAUCGGUGUCCUCCUGAGCCGCCCCGUAGGGGCAAGGAGGCCAACCCGGGGCGGCUGCUCCCGCAGCCCGAGUAGACACACACAGAAGAACACGCACGUCCCGGCCGCACACACGCGCGGAGGCAAGGCCGUGCUUCCUUCCAAGCAGCCCCCUUGGCUCCAGCCGUCUCCAUGCCUGUGAUACUAAUUCUCCACCUUGCCUUUCUCUCUCUUAAUUUAUAGACCGUCCGUAAAACGUUGGACUCCAAAGGAGCAGCCGUGUCCUCGUCUGUCCUUAGCAAUAGGCGUUUGUCUCAGGGACGUUUCUCCCUCUCCCUUCUCCCUCCCCAGUAGGAACUGCACUUUCAACUACAGAAACUUUAAAACGAAUUUAGUUCUCUCCCGUUUUAAAAGUGUGCACAAGAACUUUUGUCAGCAGGAAUGCUA
Messenger RNA from Oxyura jamaicensis (ruddy duck), 1637 nucleotides. It is a transcript of the gene HOXB1, whose product is annotated as homeobox B1. Lineage: Eukaryota; Metazoa; Chordata; Aves; Anseriformes; Anatidae. Gene Ontology annotation, cellular component: nucleus. Gene Ontology annotation, biological process: regulation of transcription by RNA polymerase II. The record is from RefSeq and is a predicted model, not a curated record. Gene Ontology annotation, molecular function: DNA-binding transcription factor activity, RNA polymerase II-specific; RNA polymerase II cis-regulatory region sequence-specific DNA binding. The transcript has 2 exons. Bases 203 to 1228 code for a protein of 341 amino acids.